Clunio marinus is the source of this 667-nucleotide messenger RNA. The record is from the annotation of a GenBank genome assembly. NCBI's taxonomy places the organism in Eukaryota, Metazoa, Arthropoda, Insecta, Diptera, Chironomidae.
AGUUUCAUCGUGACUUUCACUACGGAAGCAUUUUAAUUCGUGAGGUUUCCGCGUCAAUCGAUUUUUCUCUUUUUAAUUGUGAAACUUUAUUUCUUUAAUGUGCCUGGAAUCAAAACAUAUCAUUACAGUAUAAACUGCGAAAGAUUAUAAAACAGUUUCGAAGAAUAAAUGAUUGUCGGAUAAUAUCAGUCUUUACGAUCACCAAAAACCCAUUAUCAAUGACCACAAAUGGCCCAUGAAUAGUUCAUUUCUGUGCUUUACUCUUUUAUGACUCCCUUGACAUCGACCCAGUGGAGAGAGAAAAACAAAAAAGGAGCACAAAUAUUUCCACAUCACUUUUUGUUUUGCUAAUUACGAAUUGUGCAAAUUUUUCAUUAUAUGAAAAGCCCACCUGGAGGAGAAAAGUGAAAAAAAAAGGUUUAUGGAAAUUCUGAUACUACUAGUCACUGAAUUUACCUGACUGGAGCUUUUGGGAUUCAGAAAUUGUGGAUAUUUCAAAAAAGAAAGAAGUUACAUGUGAAAAGACAAGAAAAAAGUGCUAAUUAAGAUUAAAUCUGAGGCCGACAGGUGGAAGGAAAAAUCUAAAAUGCUUUUCUCCGAAAGUAAUCCCAAACUGAAUACCCAGAAAUGUGACGACUUUAUUACCUUCUGUUGAAAAAAAGUGAAA